AUGGAAUUCCGUUGCUUUGUGAAAAAUGGAACUCUCAUCGCCAUUUGCCAACGUCACGAUUCUGAAUAUUACAGCUUUAUUGAAGAUCAAGAGGAAAUCAUCAAAGACGAUAUUAUAGAAUUCUUUAAACAAAAUAUAAGUGGACGAUUUGCAGAUAAAGAAUAUGUUUUUGACAUUUACAGAGAUAAACAGAAUAAAAUUCUCCUGAUGGAUUUUAAUCCUUAUGGAGUUUUCACUGACAGUUUGAUGUUUUCAUGGGGUGAACUUUUAGCUGAUCAUCCAUUUCAAGAUGAAAGUGUAGAGUUUCCCGUCUUCCGCUGUGUCAAAAAAGAAGAUAGUGGAGUGAAGCCCAACCCUUAUGCCUUUUAUGCUCUUCCUAAAGACUUUGUGGAUUUGUCACUUGGUACAGAUCCCCAGAAACUAGUAGACUUCUUGAAGAUGAAAACCGAUAAGAAUACAGAUGAUUCAGACAAUGAUGACACCUAA
Messenger RNA from Acanthosepion pharaonis, 486 nucleotides. The record is from the annotation of a GenBank genome assembly. Lineage: Eukaryota; Metazoa; Mollusca; Cephalopoda; Sepiida; Sepiidae.